Messenger RNA from Dermacentor andersoni, 1206 nucleotides. The record is from RefSeq and is a predicted model, not a curated record. NCBI's taxonomy places the organism in Eukaryota, Metazoa, Arthropoda, Arachnida, Ixodida, Ixodidae.
AUGGUCACCAUAGCUCACGACGAGAUUAAGGAUACAAAUAUCGAGCACGUGAUAACGGAGAUUAUUCCUAAAAAGAAAAGGAAAUCGAAGAGCACUUUCUUAAUUAACGUAUACAGCUCGCCCAAACAAAGGGACGGGGACUUUCUAAAACUUUUUGCCGAAGCCAAGAGGCUAGCGGGACACAACAGCCUAGUGAUAGCGGGAGAUUUCAACGCUAAGAGCCCCCUGUGGGGUUACGCCAAAGAGGAUAAGAAAGGGAGGGCGAUUAGCACGGCCGCGGAAAAUGCGGGAUGCGAGCUCCUAACCGACGAGGCCCAGCCUACCAGAAUGGGUAACAGCGUCAGUGUAGACACGUGCCCCGACCUCACGUUUGUCAAGAACGCCAAGAAAGCGGAAUGGGAGAACCUGCUGGAAAACCUGGGCAGCGACCACCACGUCCUCCGCCUAGUACUCGAGGCGGAAAACACGAAGAGAAAGAUCGGCUCGACCAGACUGACGGACUGGGGCGCCUUCAGAAGACACUGCAGAGAACUGGGCGGCGACAUCACUUCCCCGGAAGAAUGGAGCCAACAGUUGAAGCAAAUCCAGGAGCUCUACACCCGCGAGGUGGACAGAACAGAACAGGCACCGGAGGUGGACAAGCGGCUGCUGGGGCUAUGGGAAGCACGCCGCGGCCUCAGAAAGCGCUGGAAGAAGCAGAGAAUGAACAAGAAGCUAAAGAAGAAGAUUGCGGAGAUCACCAAAAAGGCCGAGGAGUACGCGACGCAACUGGCCAGACAGGUGUGGCAGCAAUUCACCGACUCGCUAAACGGCACCCUCAGCACGGCCAGGACGUGGCAGAUACUCCGAGGCCUACUGGACCCCAGCAAGAGCAAGCGAGAGAGCAGCAACUCGAUCCAGAGGCUGAUCCACCUAUUCCAAGGCACCGACGAGCAGCUGCUCGAGGAGGUCCGCAAGAAAUGCUACGGAACGGGAGAGCCGGAGGGAUACCGCGGUGAGUACCGAGGCGAAGACAACCCGGACAUGGACCGACCCAUCUCGAGGGAGGAGGUCGUCGAGGUCAUCAGAUCGGCCACCAAGAACACGGCGGCGGGAGCGGACAGAGUCCGGAACUCCCUCAUACGCAACCUGAGCGACGGAGCGAUAGACCAGCUCGUCAGGUACCUAAACACGCUGUGGCAAGAAGGGAAAGUUCCGGCGGAGUAG